Molecule: messenger RNA, 678 nt
Organism: Auanema sp. JU1783
Lineage: Eukaryota; Metazoa; Nematoda; Chromadorea; Rhabditida; Rhabditidae
Source: the annotation of a GenBank genome assembly
AUGGUUCCGAACCUUUCUGUUUUCAAAUAUCCCCUUGGAGUUAUCCGAGUGGUUGAGUUCCUAUUCAUUGUUUUGGCGAUAGCUGCAGUGAAUAGUUGGUCAGUGACUGUGAAUGCUGAUUGUCCUGUUCAACCAACAAACAAUGAAUCAAUUAAAGUUCAUAUUGAGGCUCGCACGUUCACACUAAGCGACGUGAAAGUUCAGAACUGCAACAAGACGGAGGUUACUUUCUGGAAAUCAGAUAAUAAUGCUGGAGGUAGCGCUGGAUUUUUCUACUUUACAAACGUUACGGCACUCAUAUACGUUCUCGUUAUAACUUUCAUAUAUGUUAUUUUCUGGGAAGUAUAUCAACACGAGAAACGUCUUGCAUUAGCCGAUCUUGCAAUCACUGCUCUGUUGUUUGUUUUCUUUUUCUUCUGUUCUUCCAUUUGGUGGGCUGGAUCUAACACCUUAGGGUCUGCAACAAGUGAAAAGACCAUAAACGAACUCCUAACUGUAGACGGAUUCUGGGGACACGGAGGUCCAACACUUUCCGCAAGUCGAGAUACGAACAACGGAAAACUGGUGAUAUCUGUGAUCUGCGACUGGGCUUGCGUUUUGCUCUUUGCGUUCAACUGCUGGUUCGUCUGGAAGGAAAUAGUACCCCGACCAGCAGAAAAUCCUAGUCAGAUUGCCUAA